AUGAACGGGCAUUCUGAGUCCUCGAAGGAAACGCAGGAAAACGUACGGCAAUCACGUCGACAAAAACGACGUCAAGCUCGACUCGGUAACAUUGAAGUGACUGAGGAAAGUAGUGACGAAGUUAGACACAUAAAUGCUGGCCGUCGAGUUCCACGAGAGCCUAUUGACCGCCUGGUCGCAGUGAUCAAGUUUCUGGGAUCAUACAGUAAUGAUGUGGAACAGAUUGAGUGCGCUCUAGGUGAUCUGCUGCGGAAAGAUGAAAGAAUACAACAGCUUUCUGCCACAGUCCAGGAACUACGGCGUUCCAAGAAUGAAGAGGCCCGUAUGAUUGAGGAAGAACAAGGUCGGUUGAUGGAGCUACAAAGUCAGCUCAACGAAAAGGAAACCUCUCUCAAUCGUGUUCAGGAGAGCCUGGAUGAAGCAAGCAAGCAAUUGAGAGAGGAAAAGCAACGAUUCCAGGCUGAGGAGGCGGCCAGAUAUGACGCAGCUAUAGCAACUGAGAAAAAGAAACUGGAGAACGAGUUGCAGAGACAAGUCAAACAGAAUGAGAAGGCCACAGCCGCGAAACUUGAACAGGCCGCGCAGCACAUUCGACAACUGCAGCACCAAGUCUCAGAUCUCACCGAGACUAAGGACAAUGCAGAAAUGACCCUCACGCUAUUCAGGGCUCGCACGAAAGAGCUGGAGGACCAGCAAAAGGAGCUUGAGUCUAGGUAUAAGACUCAACAUUCCCCGUUGGCAGAGUUCGAGGGAGAUUUAUCCAAGAUACACCAAGCCCUCAAGGCAAUUGCACAUGCGUAUUUCGGAGACCUUCCACCAGAAGAUGCUGAUAUUGAUCAGCUCCAACGUGUCCUUCGUGACAGUGAUCAGAUCUUUCAAUUUGUCCCUCUGACGGCUUCUAAUGCAUCUAAAUACCUCCGUAUCCGGGCGGCACAAUCAGUCGUCGCGAAGGCUAUAUGCCAUUCUCUUUGGCAGCCUUUUGGUGGAUCAAUGAUGUCCUUGUCUCCAGAUCAGAUCUCCACCUUCGUCCAGAUUUCGAAAGCGCUUGCUCGCCAAGAUCGCAGGAAGGAAAGCUUGUGGCGAUAUCUCACCUUGUACGGCCUUGACAUCGCUGCUCUUCAGCAUACUAAGGAUAACACGGCUGUUGAUCGACGCGCGCGUCUUGAAACUCAACACAUUUCUGAUGUUCUUCGUGCCCUUGUACCCCUGCAAAAACAGAAAGACUUUGAGCGUGACCUAGGGCAUCUUCUCACAGAAUGUGUUCGCUUUUGGAACAAGGCAAAGAGAGACAGUUGCAUCAUUGAAUUCGAUACGGAUCCUCCCCAGUCGUCCAAUUCAGACUGGCUCUCAGAGCCUUGCCUUGAGUUUGAUCAUGUGGAGGCUGAUACCGAGCAGGGAUGUAAUAAUGUGCCAGCUUGGUGCUUGUUUCCAAGAGUUACAUUCUUACCCAUCGACGGAGAGCCAAAGAUUGUUGCAGGACAUGCAGUCUUUGGUGAUUGCCCCGCUCUCUAUGAAGGUUUGUGUGAACUUAGGCGUCAAGAAGAUGAGAUCACCCAGUUAAAACGCAAUUUUGUUCGGCAGCCGUCUAUCUCAAGGGGGCGUUAG
Messenger RNA from Aspergillus udagawae, 1605 nucleotides. RefSeq lists its product as uncharacterized. Lineage: Eukaryota; Fungi; Ascomycota; Eurotiomycetes; Eurotiales; Aspergillaceae. The record is from RefSeq and is a predicted model, not a curated record. The transcript has 4 exons. Bases 1 to 1605 code for a protein of 534 amino acids.